This is a messenger RNA of Parastagonospora nodorum SN15, 186 nucleotides long. RefSeq lists its product as hypothetical. The coding region runs from base 1 to 186 and encodes 61 amino acids. The record is from RefSeq and is a predicted model, not a curated record. Lineage: Eukaryota; Fungi; Ascomycota; Dothideomycetes; Pleosporales; Phaeosphaeriaceae. The transcript is spliced from 2 exons.
AUGUGCACUGAACUGGAUACUUUAUCUGAAGACAAAAUCGCGACUAAGUCGCAAGAGAUUGUAUGCGGUACGCGACGGAUGUACAAGAAGAAGCUGGAGCGAAACCUCGACAUAAGCACGGGCGAUAUCGUCGAAAAAAGUGAACAGGGGCAUAUGGUACUCCGAAGCUACAAAGAAUAUCAUUAG